CAUUUAAAACUCUAAUGCACUAAGUGAUCUGCGACCUAAUUAUGGGGGAAAUUACCUGUAUCCUUAUGCAUGCUCACAACCACUAAACUCAACAGCAGCAUUUCAGCUAACGGUCCCUGCCUUCUCACUUGGAAGAAUUUGGGGCAAUCGGCUCCCAGCAUGAGGAGUUGAUUUUGGAAUUCAUGGUACAUCUCACAGCUUAAAUUUACCAGGCUUCAGAGGUAGAAAGCUUUUGUUUUUUUCUUUAGACAGGCAGAAUAGAUUCUUUAGUUGUGGUCAGAUCAGUUUAAAGUGUUUCUAUCCUUUCCCAAUCCUGCAUUUUUAUGGAAGUUAAUGUUUGACUAGUUUAUUGCUCUGCUGCAAAUUGGAAAAAGCAGUUAUGUUAAGGAGCAUUCCCCUUUUAGGAAGAAAAAUCAAACCUUUAUAAUUAUGCUAUUAAUUCUCAGUUCAACUGAUAAUAGCAUAUGAAAAUGAAUCUCUCAGUAGUGCAUUUGAUUAUUAUUUAGUGUUUAGCUAGCAUGCAGAGCUGUGGUUUACAGCCUUUUAAUCCUAGCUGUUCCCCCAAACGUUUACCUUUAAGUGGGGCAGAAACACUAUAUCUGUUAUGUUAUUAUCCUUUCAUUCUAUUGUUUGUCUUUUAAGUUAAGAUAGCUGCAAACCUACAUUCUUAUUUUUAAAAGUUGGCUUCUUGCAAAUGUAUUUAUUUUUACAAAGACAAGUCUGCCCCCUUUGGUGCUCAUCAGAGACAUUAUGGCUUUGUUCCAUUCUCCCAUCUCACCAAGUAAGCAAGCACUUGGGAAGUUGUUGAAUGAAACCCUAAAGGCAACUUUGCAAGCAAAACAAAGCUUUUAAAAUUAUUUUGGAAGACUCUGACUCAUACUCAUUUUAAAGGUCAGCUGUCAAGAGUCCAUUUGGGGUAUCAGAGUUUUUCUACUCUUCCUGCAAAUUCCAGAGCGUCAAGUAAAAAUUUAAAACAUCUGAGCCUUCAAUGGAACCAAAAAGCACAUGAAUUCCAUAUCACAACAAAUGGCUUCUCAGAAGAUUGUAAAUUGAGUGACAGAAGAGAAGUCAUUUAAAGGGACGUCCACUAAAGAAGACACGGCAGCACACAAAUAAAUCCAUUUUAAUUUUCACUUUAUUUCCAUUAUAUUUCAAAGCUGCGAUAUCACGAGUGGAGAGACAAGCAGCUCAUAGAAGAGCCUGAGUUCAAAGGAACUGGAAUUUAGCAUGGAAUGUAAAACUGAGGACUUCUGCUUCUAAAAGGAUGAUUGGUGAAACACCAAGGUUGAAGUAUGAGGGCUUGGUGCUCAGCAGAAUUAGUAGUCUGGGGCUACUCUGCGUGUACUGGCAAGUGGCCACGAAGUAAUGCUCUUUACAAGAGAAAAGCUUGUACCUGACAAGCUAUUAGAAGCGUGCAUUUCUCUUAAAACUCUUCCUGUCCUUCUGCUCUAGAAGAGAUUAUAAACUGGUAAUGAAAGGUGACUUUCAUGUUGAGAGACUGGAUUCCGGAGACUGACAAGAGGCAGGGUCUAGCCUUCUCACCCCCGGGGAACUCACUGGGAUCCCUGCAAAGUGCUCCCUGUUUGCCCCCUGGGUGAGCUCACACAGGGGGUCAGUACUCUCUGCUUUCUUUGCCCUGGGGUUCUGGCUGCCAGAGGGGAAAAUAGUCAUACACAGGGAAAUGGCAGAAGUUAAAAUCAAGCAAGCCUGGUGGGAUGGUAAUGGCUUUCCCAGCAUCCAAGUCUUUGCCUUCAGGAUAUGUGAAGCUAGAAAACAAUGUCAUUCAUUCAGUGUUUAUAGAGAACACACAAAGUACCAGGUACUGGGGUCAGUACUGGAGGGCAUGCAAAAGUACGCAAAACACAACCCCUGCCCCAGGAUUCUUGCCAGGAAGGGUAUUUAAGUAUCAGCUAGACUUUAUGACCCUUUAAUGAAUUCUUGAGUGAAAAAGUGCACUCAGAAUUUAAAAUAAGCAUGGAAAAGAAUACCACUAGGACGAUAAGUCUCUUAGGAGACAGGGGAUGUAAAAGUGCCUGAAAAUCUUAUUUCUAAGGUAUACAAUGCAGCUUAGAUGGAUGAGAGAGAAAGAAUUUAAAGGGCCAAGAGCGACACCAGACUGGAGCUUUCUUAGAGAAGCCCGACUUCAAAGAAGCACUGCUUGGAUGCCUGCACAGUUAGCUGAAUCCGAACAAAGAGGAGGCCGGCACUUGUACCUGGGAAGUGGAUAACUUGGAGGAAAAGUGGUUUCCUCGGAGGAAAAAAGGCAACAGUCCGCCGGGAGUCAAGCCCCACCCAACCCGCGACGGUGCCUGCUGACCGCACCCUCGACCGACCUCACCCUCACUCCCCCGCCCGACAUUCUCUACCCGGUAGAGGCGGCUGGGCCGCGCUGGUGGGGUUCACCGCCCACUCCACGCCCGCAGCCCUUGCACCCGCCGGUUCCAGCCGGUAGUCGGCCACGUGCGCCCGGGUUCCCUGCUCUGCCCCCCCCCAGCUGGCUAGGCGCCUCCAAGGUUGCAGUGGACGCCGUGAGGUCCCGAUCUCUGUCCCCACGCCCAGCCAAGAAGUCCGGACAGCCGCGGCGUUGGCGGGAGGGAGCGGCUCGGCCGCUCCCUAGAGGGGACGGCGUGACAGUGGGCUGCGGGCGCCGCCUCUGCUGCAUCCGUGGCUGCGCUUUCCGCUUGGCUCAGCCCGGCUCGGAUCUGGAGCCCCGCGCGCGCCGCGCUGCUUUUCCCCCUCCUCUGCUGACGCCCCGGGGGCAGCUCCCCCGGACGAGACGCGCGUUCGAUCCUUCUUUCCCCGGUUUACGGAUUUCCGGGGGCGAAGAAUUUUGCCUCGGUCCCUGCGAGCAUCUCUCGGCCUCUCUCCCCCUCCCCUCGCGACUCCCCCACCCCGUGGGCGCGCGCGCGCGCGCACACACACACUCACACUCGCAGGCGCGCGUGCGCACGGCCGCGCGCCGGAGCCUCGGAGUCUCCAGCGCCGCUCAGCAGAUCCCACUCUCUCCCGCGCCGCUACUCACACAGGCUUCCAGCCGCCACUGGGCGUCCUCUGUCUGCAGCAGCGGCAGCCGAGGCAGCAGUGGGAAAGGCGGCUGCAGCCCGACCUGGUCUUAGAGCUCCGAGCCCUGGACGGAGUCCGGGAGAAGCGAGAAGGAGGACGUGGAGGCGAGGAGGAGCCGCGCCGCGCCCCGUCCGCGCGGCAAGCUGCCUCCACUCCCGCUCCCGCGGCCGCAGGUGCUUUGCAGCCGGCAUGACGUCAUCCUUAUAAUCCUCGGAGGAGAGAGCGCUCGCCAUGCUCAGCUGUGGGACCAGCCCCAGAGAGGCAGCGUGUCUUUGAGGCCCCUGAGAUCCCUGCCUGCUGCCUUCCUCCUGGACCCCUGUUCUAACCUUCGCUGUAUCUGCAGAUUCAUCUGAGACGACUGUUUCAAUGCGAAGUGCCUCUAAGCUCUCUGAAGGAUAUCACAUUUUUUGGGGAGGUAUGGAGAGCUUCUUGAACCGACAGAGAUGAUCUAACUACAGAGAUGAUGCACCUACACUCGCUGCAGAAGCAUCGGGCAUGUUGGAGCUACACUGUCGUCCAAGGAACUUCUUUUGUGAACAGCUUCCAUUUAAAAGACUUUUGUGAAUACGUUGGUUCAGUCAAGUUCCCAGAGAACACAUUUGUCUUCUGAUCAGCUGGAGGUUGUAAGGAAGCAACUAGAGAAUGAGCUGCACAAAAAUGAGGAUGUAACCCAAGACAGAGGAGACCAUGGGAUCCAGGAGGCGGGGCACCCAGCACAGGCGAGAGGCACAGGGAUUUCGCAAGAUGGUGUUAAAAAGAAGCCCCAGGACAACAGAAUCCGAUGAUCUCCGUGGGGACCCUGCCCUCGGCCAUCCAAGCGCUCCCGCCCCUCAGGAUGCUCGUAAUUCCAUAGUCGAUGCAGGUGCCGUUGAAAGCAUCACCCCGUGUCCCCCGAAGCUUCCUCAGAUGAUGGCCGCAGCUGCCGACGGUUUGGGAAGUUUAGCGAUAGACACGACCCAGCUCAGCAUGUCUGUGACAGACCCCACCGCUUGGGCCACCGCCAUGAAUAACUUGGGCAUGGUUCCCGUGGGGUUGCCUGGACAGCAGCUUGUAUCGGACUCCAUCUGCGUGCCCAGCUUUGAUCCAGGUCUCAACAUGAUGGCUGGAAUCACCCCCAUCAACCCCAUGAUACCAGGCCUGGGGCUGGUACCACCCCCUCCGCCCACAGAAGUGGCCGUCGUCAAAGAAAUAAUCCACUGCAAGAGUUGUACCCUUUUUCCUCAAAAUCCAAAUCUCCCACCUCCGUCCACGAGAGAACGGCCCCCCGGGUGUAAGACCGUGUUCGUGGGAGGAUUGCCGGAAAACGCCACCGAGGAAAUCAUCCAGGAAGUCUUCGAGCAGUGCGGGGACAUCACGGCGAUCCGGAAAAGCAAGAAGAAUUUUUGUCACAUCCGCUUUGCCGAGGAGUUCAUGGUUGAUAAGGCCAUUUACCUUUCUGGCUACCGGAUGCGAUUAGGGUCUAGCACGGACAAAAAGGAUUCGGGCCGCCUGCACGUGGACUUCGCGCAGGCCAGAGACGACUUCUACGAGUGGGAGUGCAAGCAGAGGAUGCGCGCGCGCGAGGAGCGGCACCGGCGCAAGCUGGAGGAGGACCGGCUGCGGCCACCCUCGCCGCCGCCCAUCAUGCACUAUUCGGAGCACGAGGCCGCGCUGCUGGCUGAGAAGCUCAAAGACGACAGCAAGUUUUCAGAGGCCAUCACCGUGCUGCUGUCCUGGAUUGAGCGAGGGGAGGUGAACCGGCGGUCCGCCAACCAGUUCUACUCCAUGGUCCAGUCGGCCAACAGCCACAUCCGCCGGCUGAUGAACGAGAAAGCCACCCACGAGCAGGAGAUGGAGGAGGCCAAGGAGAACUUCAAAAACGCCUUAACGGGGAUCCUCACGCAAUUUGAGCAGAUUGUGGCCGUUUUCAACGCUUCUACCAGACAAAAAGCUUGGGACCAUUUCUCGAAAGCUCAGCGCAAGAACAUAGACAUUUGGCGAAAGCAUUCUGAGGAGCUCCGGAACGCUCAGAGUGAGCAGCUAAUGGGCAUCCGCCGCGAAGAAGAGAUGGAGAUGUCGGAUGAUGAGAAUUGUGACAGCCCGACUAAAAAAAUGAGAGUCGAUGAAUCAGCCCUGGCCGCCCAGGCCUACGCCCUUAAAGAGGAAAAUGACAGCCUCCGGUGGCAGCUGGAUGCCUACAGGAAUGAGGUGGAGCUGCUGAAGCAGGAGAAAGAGCAGCUGUUUCGAACAGAAGACAACCUCACCAAGGACCAGCAGCUCCAGUUCCUGCAGCAGACCAUGCAAGGCAUGCAACAGCAACUGCUGACCAUCCAGGAGGAGUUAAACAACAAAAAGUCAGAACUGGAGCAAGCAAAGGAAGAGCAGUCACACACACAAGCAUUACUCAAAGUCCUCCAGGAACAGCUGAAGGGUACCAAGGAGUUGGUGGAGACCAAUGGCCACAGUCAUGAGGACACAAACGAAAUCAAUGUGUUGACCGUCGCAUUGGUCAACCAAGACCGAGAGAACAAUAUCGAGAAAAGAAGCCAAGGAUUAAAAUCAGAGAAAGAAGCUCUGCUAAUAGGCAUCAUAUCCACGUUUCUUCACGUCCACCCUUUCGGAGCCAACAUAGAAUAUCUCUGGUCGUACAUGCAGCAGCUGGACUCCAAGAUAUCUGCAAAUGAAAUCGAAAUGCUUCUGAUGAGGCUGCCACGCAUGUUUAAACAGGAAUUCACAGGUGUGGGAGCAACGCUGGAAAAAAGGUGGAAGUUGUGUGCCUUUGAAGGAAUUAAAACUACCUAAGUGUGAACCACAACAGAAUCUCUGGAAAUGAAACUGCCUGAACCCCGCCAGGGCUGUGCAGUGUGAGCCCAGGAGGUUUGGGGCUGGUCCAGCGCGGGACCUUUGUGGAGCCAUCAGAGCCUGACUUUGGUUACAUCUGUGGCAUUCUCUUGUGAGUGGAAACAUAAUUGUGUACCAGUUCCCGAAAACAAACAAAGCUUCAUACUGUGACAGAUCUGUUUGCUAUGAAAACCAAACAAUGAUUCCACAGUCGUAAUGAUGGCAAAAACCGUAAAAUAUGCUACAUUUGAGACUAGCUCACCAAGAAAAAUAUUUAAAGUUGAUGGUGUGGCAAUGGUUGUUGCUAGGUUACAGAGUUGUAUAUGUAAUGUAUAGCUGAAAUCAUUCAAUGACAUUUUCCUGAAAGUCUUUCUGUUUUAGUAAAAAAAAACCAAAAAAAAAAAAAAAAAGGAAAGAAAGAAAAAGUAAUUUUACAGUGAGGAAAA
Messenger RNA from Sus scrofa (pig), 6329 nucleotides. NCBI's taxonomy places the organism in Eukaryota, Metazoa, Chordata, Mammalia, Artiodactyla, Suidae. The record is from RefSeq and is a predicted model, not a curated record.